Molecule: messenger RNA, 5676 nt
Organism: Cephus cinctus (wheat stem sawfly)
Lineage: Eukaryota; Metazoa; Arthropoda; Insecta; Hymenoptera; Cephidae
Gene: Hip14
Product: palmitoyltransferase Hip14
Exons: 10
Coding region: 682-2511 (609 amino acids)
Biological process (GO): protein palmitoylation
Cellular component (GO): Golgi membrane
Molecular function (GO): protein binding; palmitoyltransferase activity
Source: RefSeq, a predicted model, not a curated record
GAGUCUAAAUACCGCGGACACCUGCAGAUUGACAUUACCAAUUGAAAUUCUAUAUAUAGAUAUACAUUCUACAUAUCACAAUCGCGCGGCACAGAAUACACGGGCAUUUACAGUCUAGUUAUAUUCAGUCAAUAACAGUCAAUAACGUUUAGUCAAACAAUGCUGGACUCGAGCGAUAUCGAACAUGUAAGAGUGUUUAAUGUAUUUAUCUUCAGCCAAUAUUCAAUCAUUUAGGGUACCGAUGGAGCACAGGAUGUCUUGUCAAUAAUUGUCUUGAGAAAACCUUCGAAUAAACAAGUCGACAGGAUCUCAAGUCUCAUAACCACGUACACAGAUAAUAGUUUGACAGGAAAUCAGAGUGCAAGUCGCGUUACUGAAAUCAUAGGAGUCGGUAUCGCAAAAGAUGCGCUAUGAUAGAAUGCACCGUGUGCAGGCUGACUUUUAGUGCAUCGUUUCAUUGGAGUUCAUUAAUCAGACUUGUUAGAGUGGUUGGUGUUUGGCUAAGAAAAAGGUCAACUCUCUCAAGUCUUUACUCGUACAAUAAGCCGGCGCCCCACCCGCAGCAGUGCAGUGCAAUUUUUCUCACUACGAACUCGCCUGUUCUCUUGGGAGUCUUGUGAGAAGAUUCUUGUUGAUAAUGGACAAACAUUGAUGAAACUGUCAUAACUUGUAAGAAGCAUCAUGUAUGCACUUCAGAUGCAGAUCGCCUGCCAAAGCGAAGGCAAUGGCGAACCUGAUGAUUCAAAUGGAGUACUUCAGGAACCUACUAGGACUGCAAGUCAGGAUUGUAGUUCUUAUGACAUCAUUAAAGCCACCCAGUAUGGUGCAUUGGAGCGUGUAUCUGAACUGGUGGAAGGUGGUGUGGAUGUCAAUCAACCUGAUGCAGAAACAGUAACCUUACUCCAUUGGGCUGCGAUAAAUAAUCGAAAGGAAGUAGUUAAAUAUUUGAUUGCUAAAGGAGCUGUGGUAGAUGCGAUAGGUGGCCUACUAGCUUCUACACCGUUGCACUGGGCUACACGACAUGGCCAUUUAUCCACUGUUGUGAUAUUAAUGAGAGCUGGAGCCGAUCCAACUCUUAGAGAUUCUGAGGGUUUCUCAUGUAUUCACUUGGCAGCACAAUUUGGCCACACGGCUAUAGUUGCUUAUCUAGUUGCAAAAGGAGUAAAUCCUAACAUGCCAGAUAAAAGUGCUUUAACUCCGCUCAUGUGGAGCGCAUACAAAGUUAACAGUUUAGACCCAACCCGUCUCUUGUUAACUUUGGGCGCCUCACAUUCACUUACGGAUAAUCUUCAUGGCAAUACAGCCUUACAUUGGGCUAUAAUAGCUAAAAACAAUACAGCAAUAUCCACACUAGUUCAACAUGGAGCAUCGUUAGACGUACCAAAUUUUAAAAACGAGACUCCACAGACCCUUCUGGGUCCUCACAUUGGAGCUGCUUGGCUCGGACACAAAGUUACACAAGCAAUCAGAGAGAAACAAGGACGUACCAGAGCAUGGUGUAGAGAUAAGAGAGUACGAUGGUACUGUAUGGUCAGUACUCCAUUCAUAGUGUUUUACGUUAUUGGAAUAGUACUGCAAAGUGGGUUGGAUUAUCUAACUAAACUAGGCGCCUUCCUCACCAUCUACAUAGCAGUCUAUUUAGCAAAUCAUAUUUUCUUUGACGAAAGGCUGUUUCACAUUCUACCUAUGUCCAUUUAUUUGGCAACCAAGAUGUGGAUAUAUGCUACGUGGAUAUUCUGGCUUGGCGUUCACGCAGCCUGGUAUUUAUGGCUUUUAUUAGUCGGUGGUUCUGUUCCUCUUUGGGUAUGUUUCUUGCAAUCGUGGAGAGGAGAUCCUGGUAUUAUAACAGCCACGCAAGAAGACAAACUCAAUACAAUAAUAGAAUUGGCAGAAUCCGGUGGUUUCGAACCCCAAUGGUUUUGCAGUAGCUGUUUGGUCAGGAAACCAAUGCGCUCUAAACAUUGUUCCACUUGUGAUCGUUGCAUCGCACGGUUCGAUCAUCAUUGUCCUUGGGUCAACAAUUGUAUUGGUGCGCAUAAUCACAAAUACUUUCUUGGCUUCCUGGCAUCCUUACUUGCGCUCUGUAUCGUCGUUCUGUCCGCAAGUGUUCAGUAUUGGCAAUUCGAAUGCUGGACAAAUCUUACGAACGGUCAUAGCCCUGACAAUUACCUAGUUGCCGCAGCAACAUGCGACGCCUGGGUCACUUGGGUCGCUGCAAACACGGCUCUGCAUUCCUUUUGGGUUGGCACACUCCUGGCAUGCCAAUGCUAUCAGAUUAUGGUCCUGGGCAUGACAACUAAUGAACGCAUGAAUGCUGGCCGCUACAAGCACUUCAAGCAAGGCAAUCCAUUCCAUCGCGGCGCAUUGCAAAAUGCCGCAGACUUUUGCAAUUUCAGUUUUUGUGGCGUCAAAGCGAAACCCAGUUCCGAUUGGCUGCACAGUUUCGACCUGAAGCAAAGCAUAGAGAAGCUACCACUUCUUGCUGCUAAGGAUAACUUUCAAUACGUCUAAGAUUGAUUGGUUGUCACUUAUUGAGAUUUAUUGUCAAUGUUAUUUCUAGUCACCAGAAGCUGACAGAGACCAUAUCACUUAAAGCCUGUUGUAUAAUUCCACGCUACCAAAGAGUUGCAGGUGAAAAUAUUUAGGUAACAUCGCGCAAGGCAGUAGCUAUUAAAACGUAAUCUAAGACUCCUUGGAAAUUGCUGGUUCUAGGUUGGCUAGAUUGCUAGACGUGACUCUUUGUUAGGAAUGGAUGUUGCGGGUAAGACUGCUCAUUUACAUCAUACACUCUGUAUCGAGAGCCAGCUGAGUUAUAUGGAAUUCACACAGUCGCUCGUCUGUUGCUUGCCAGAAAAUUGUGAAGGUGAUGAGCAGUAUUUGUUCUGUCUCCUGUUUUUUCUGAUAUAUACAAAAACUUAAGCUUGUUUUUUAUUUUCAGUUUUUUAUGACUUUCAUUGAUUUCUGCUACUUGUUGCUAUUUAUGUCACAGGUUUUCCCAACAGUAUCAUAUAUCUUAUCCCUGCAGAAUCAUUUCAUUAUACGACUACAACUAUUCUAUUGAGAGGAAGUGUCCUGCGAAGCUUAUUACUUUGCUUCGGUCACUCUUUCAUUUUCAUCCUUUCGAUCGAACAAUACUUACAUUUGUUAUAAAGCUUUUUGUACUAGCUCUUAACGUUAUGUGACUUUUUAAAUAUUUUACUAUAAGUUUAAGAGUUUACUGUGAUAUCUGUGCUUGUUACAUCCUGGUCGAAGUUCAAACAGUGCUGGUCUGUUAAAUAUAAAGAAUUUACAGUAGAAAUACAAUUAUUGGCAAGCGAUAGAUCCAGAUUUUUGGUACAGGCAGAAGUUGUUAUUUAUUUUUAUUUUUAUUCUUUUUAACUCCAUCACCUUUAUCAGAUGCAGCUUAAAUAUCUAAGUAUCAGUACGUCUCUGGUACUAUUUUCCCUCUUAUCACGAUGGCAUUUAAAGAUUAAAAUUCUUAUAAGAUAUCCAAUUCGAAGUCGAAUACCAAAAAACCAUACGAGACUUUAGAACAAAUUAAUUUAAUUAUCAUUGAUAUUGCGAUUAUUUGUAAAUAUUAUUUAGCUCCAUUUCGUAUAACUUUACACGACUCAUUGGUCAUCCGGUAAAAUGAUCAAGGAACAUUAGUGGCAGCUCUGCUGUGACCUUUCCAUACGAUUUAGACAAUCUGUCUCUUCUUUAAAUAAAUUCCAUUUCAUUUGCAUCAUUUGAUUGGAAGUUAUAUCUAAUAAUUCUGAUAUUAAAUUCCAUUUGGAUGCUAAGUGGUCUUUUUAUUGCGAUGCGCAGAUACCCGAAAUACAGUAAAGAAAUACAGAAAUCAAAAAGCAACUCGUGAUAAUAACGAUUUUAUUGUGGAUAUCGCUCUUCUAAGAAAAUUAUGAAAUCAAUUGAUCUACAUUCCAAUCCUUAUCAGAAGAAUAUUAGUGCUGUACGAUUAUAUUACUAUAUAUCGAUUUCGUAAUCCGUAAACAACGUCUGCACGCCUUGUGACGACACCAUUAAUACUUUACGUGAGAAAAGAGUAUCGGUGAACUAUUAAUUAACGAAUAAUGAUCGCUUUAAGAUUGUAAUUUAUAUAUUUUUAGCUAAUAAGUAUAUUUCCUACUUCUCAGCUUACUUUACGAUACGUUAUAAGUUUCGUUGUCUGUGCGUAUUUUAUAUAUACAUAUAUGUGUGUAAUAAUUAAAGCGGUCAACGGGCCGUAAUUGUAUUACACAAGUUUUCUGCUUUUGUGAAAAAAAAAUGUAAAAGAGGUAAGACAGUCACUACUCUCUAAGUAGCGCGCUUACUACUGACACGUCAUAGUAACGCCAAGCAAACACGACACUACUCUAGUAUAAAUAAUAUGCAUUGACUGUCAGAGCGAUCAGUACUUUGAUUUCAGAAUUAUUAUUUUUUAAUUAAUAUCAAUUAAUUGACGCCUCUCUGCUAUUUGGAUUAAUGCCUGGCGACGUACGAUAUUGUAGCUUUUGUUUUCUUCGAUUUUGGAAAACUAGUCACCGAUCGCUUUGAGGCGACAAUGUCAAUUCACUCGCUGUAUAUUAAAACUAUUAAGAAUAUAUGUUAUACUCAAUGUCAAUACCCUCUUUUGGUAAUGAUUACGUAAGUACAGUAUAUACGCGGUCUUUGUACGAUCCUCAUACAGACGAUGGAUUUAUCAGAGGAUGGUAAAAUUAUGUCAUGUAGAAUUUUUGUCACGUCGAUAUAACUCGUGUCUAAUUUACAAACAAAGUCCUUUUUUAUUUAAUUUCUAGUCCAGCUAACAUUGCCAAAUGCUUUUGAGGCGUCUUGGUUGUUUCUGAGUUCUCUUGUAGCUUUUUAUUUUUUGUAUCGGUGAAAUUGUGAAUGUUUAGCUAUUGUAAAAAAAUUAUUAGUAACAAUAAGUAUUAGAGAACGGAAUGUCCUACUAACAGCAUAGUGAAAUAAUUGUUAACGAUAUCCAAGGUGGAAGAAGUGGAUGAAACGAGAGAGAGAGCAAAGCAAGCAAGACACAGUACAGUGUAUGAUUCUGUUAUAUCGAAUUUUGAGAAUUCGUUAAAAUACCUUUGCUAUGCCCUUGCUAAAAGACAUUUCAGAUUAGAGAAAGACGCAGAGAAAAUAAUAUUUUCGUAUAGCUAAUAUAGUCACGAUUAGACGAUACGAAUGCAUUGUUAGUGUAUUUUGCAUGAUGUUAAUGUUAACGCCCGUAAGUUGUAUUGCCAGAUUGCAGAUUUCCAUUUCGUUAAUCAGAUUAAAUAUGAAAACUGAUUGGACUACGAGAGAAAAUAAUUGUAGAGCCUUUAGGAGGCUCUUGAGGAGCACUUGAUUUUAAUAACUGCAAUACGCGGAUAAAUGUUUGAAAAAUUACGAGAUUUCGGCACUCCAAUUCUUGGAGAUGUCUUUCCUUGUAAAUCGACGGCCUGUAAACGUAAAUCGAAAUUGUAUUAUCUUAAUGUUUGUUGAAAUUCUAAAAGAAAUUGUUGUAAUGAUAUAAUUAAGACUAUAAUAAGGCGACGUUAUGGUUAGUAGUGACUAUCAGCAUAAUUUGAAAAUUUCGAAAUGGUCUCCUUUACGUUUCAACUCGAACUGAUCUCAUUGAUAAGAUUAUUCAAAUACUUAAUCGUAAUGUAAGCCUUCCUAGAUAUCACGAAUAAACGAUUAAUCCGUGAUACUUAA